GACGACAUGAAGCUGAAGCUGAAGCUCCCGAACCCGGGUCUGGACGAGCGGAUCCCGUCUCACGCCGAGCUGGAGAAGCUGGAGCUGGAGGAGGCUGGAGAGCGGCCGCAGUGGGACAACAAAGCCCAGUACAUGCUGACCUGCGUGGGCUUCUGCGUGGGGCUGGGGAACGUCUGGAGGUUCCCGUACCUCUGCCAGAGCCACGGAGGAGGAGCGUUUAUGAUCCCGUUCCUGAUCCUCCUGGUUCUGGAGGGAGUCCCGCUGCUGCAUCUGGAGUUUGCCAUCGGUCAGAGACUGAGGAAGGGCAGCGUCGGCGUCUGGAGGUCCAUCAGCCCGUAUCUGACCGGAGUCGGCAUCGCCUCCAUGCUGGCGUCCUUCAUCGUGGGCAUGUACUACAACACCAUCAUGGCUUGGGUCAUGUGGUACUUCUUCAACUCUCUGCAGGAUCCUUUACCCUGGAGUCAGUGUCCCGUCAACGCCAACAGGACAGGUCUGGAGCCGGAGUGCGCUCGCAGUUCUCCGGUGGAUUAUUUCUGGUACAGAGAGACUCUGAACAGCUCGGCGGCGAUCGAGGACUCUGGAGGUCUGCAGUGGUGGCUGGUGCUGUGUCUGUUCUGCGCCUGGACCGUCCUGUACGUCUGCUGCAUCAGAGGCAUCGAGACCACCGGGAAGGCCGUGUACAUCACAUCCACGUUACCGUACCUGGUUCUCACCAUCUUCCUGAUACGAGCGCUGACGCUGAAAGGCUCUGUGAACGGAGUCAAGUUCCUCUUCACUCCAGACGUGAAUGAGCUGAUGAACCCGACCACGUGGCUGGACGCUGGAGCUCAGGUGCUCUUCUCCUUCUCUCUGGCCUUCGGCGGCCUCAUCUCCUUCUCCAGCUACAACUCGGUCCAUAAUAACUGUGAGCAGGAUGCCGUCACCAUCUCCAUCAUCAACGGCCUGACCUCCGUCUACUCCGCCACCGUCAUUUACUCCAUCAUCGGCUUCAGAGCCACGGAGAAGUACGACUCGUGUCUGGAGAGUAACAUCCUGACGCUGAUUAACGCGUUUGAUCUGCCGGAGGGAAACAUCACGGAGAGCAACUACGACAGUUUUCUUCAGCAUCUCAACAGCACAGCACCAGCCAUCUUUCAGGAGCUCCAGCUGAAGACCUGCGACAUGCAGACGUUUCUCAGCGAGGGAGUUGAGGGAACCGGUCUGGCCUUCAUCGUCUUCACCGAGGCCAUCACUAAGAUGCCCAUCUCUCCUCUGUGGUCAGUGCUGUUCUUCAUCAUGCUCUUCUGUCUGGGAUUGUCCACUAUGUUCGGGAACAUUGAGGGAGUCGUGGCGCCGCUGCAGGACCUGAACCUGCUCCCCAAAAAAUGGCCUAAAGAACUCUUCACUGGUCUGACUUGUGUUGUGUCCUUCGUGGCGGCGCUCGUAUUCGUCCAGUCCUCUGGUAACUACUGGCUGGCUCUGUUCGAUGGCUUCGCCGGCUCUAUUCCUCUGCUGGUCAUCGCCCUCUGCGAGAUAAUCGCUGUGGUUUACGUCUAUGGGAUUGACAGGUUUAACGAGGACCUUCAGUUCAUGGUGGGACACAAGCCCAACAUCUUCUGGCAGGUCUCGUGGCGGUUCCUCAGUCCCAUCAUCCUCCUGGUCAUUCUGAUCUUCUACUUUGUCACUACAGUAAGCAAACAGCUGACCUACAGCGUCUGGGACCCUGAAUCGGAUAAUUUCCCCACUCUUAAAGAGGUGAACUAUCCUAGCUGGAUCAGCGGCAUCAUCUUCAUCCUAGCCGGCAUUCCCAGUCUCUGCAUCCCAGGAGUCGCCCUCAUCCGAGCUCUGUGGAAAUGCUGCUCGAAGGACAAGGAGAAGAAAGAAGAGCGCAGCAUUUCUGGAAAAGAAACACGUGUGAAUACAAUAGCGUAGAUCGUAGACCGUAUGGAACGAUGAGGCCACGCCCAAUAUAAUAACAUUUGUAUUAUAUACUCACAAUCCUUUUUGCAAUGUAUAUAUUUAUGUAUAAUAAACAAUGAUUGUUUUUCAAUGUCUCUAUCCACCUUAUUGUGAAACGCGAAGCUAAUUUCUGUUUCUAAUUUCAUUAGCCGCUAUAACUGCAACAAUAACAAAGUGCGGGAAAACGUAUUGCACUGUGUUAUGAUAAUAAAUUAACAUUAAAUGACAAUGAAUACCAGUUUCAGAUCAAAUGACAAGGAAUAC
Molecule: messenger RNA, 2202 nt
Organism: Sinocyclocheilus rhinocerous
Lineage: Eukaryota; Metazoa; Chordata; Actinopteri; Cypriniformes; Cyprinidae
Gene: slc6a19a.1
Product: solute carrier family 6 member 19a, tandem duplicate 1
Exons: 13
Coding region: 7-1911 (634 amino acids)
Biological process (GO): sodium ion transmembrane transport; nitrogen compound transport; neutral amino acid transport
Cellular component (GO): apical plasma membrane; plasma membrane; brush border membrane
Molecular function (GO): neutral L-amino acid transmembrane transporter activity
Source: RefSeq, a predicted model, not a curated record